Messenger RNA from Aspergillus caelatus, 1057 nucleotides. RefSeq lists its product as uncharacterized. The record is from RefSeq and is a predicted model, not a curated record. The transcript has a single exon. The coding region runs from base 250 to 846 and encodes 198 amino acids. Lineage: Eukaryota; Fungi; Ascomycota; Eurotiomycetes; Eurotiales; Aspergillaceae.
AAAAAAAAAAAAAAAAAAGAGUUACGAGCCGGUCCUCGAUUACGCGGGUACUCUAUUUUCUUUUUUCUUUGGCAGGGUACACUGGUGAUACUACGUCCAAGUGCGGAGUAUAGUACACAUUGGAGCCCCAGUUAAAAUUUCCGCCCUGACAAGGAUAGAUACGAAGCAGCGGCGAAGUGUCUAGGUAGGGUGCGACGAAUGUCAAUCGGAUGACAUGAUCAUGGGGAUCCCGAGGUGACAUUCUCUCGAAUGAUGGGUACAGAAUACAGACGAUGCUUGGGAAGUACUCAAGAAGUCUGGCAAAGGCCAUGCAUGUCAUGUAUGUAUGUAUGUAUGUAUGUAUGUACAACUGGUACAUACAACUGCUGUGCGCGGCCAGACUACUCGGCACGAGAAAGUUCUAUUUUUUUCGUUUCUUGUUCUCCCCCUAUGGCUGGUUACUGGUACCAAUUGAGUCGACGGAAAGAGCGUUGGGGAUCCCGGCGAGGGACCCAUCUUUACCCACUUGGUACCAUACCGGCACCAAAAAUUCCCAAGCUCUCAAUGGCCCUAAUGAUACGAUGGGGCUCGUCAAUCGGAAACACUCGAAAGAGACAGAAUGACCAGUCCAAUCGUCGAUACUUCGUACCAUUUUGCCUCUAUACAUCGAAGGCAACCGUUGCCCCCAAAGCUAAAAAGAGAAUGAGAUAUUGGAUAGUUCACAUAAGGGUGACCAUUACAUUUGCCUGUCAUGCAUACAAUACAUUUACGAUUGAUAUUGAGGGACGGUUUCACCGUCAGCAGGGUAGCAAUCACGAGAAGAUGGCGGGUGUAACUCCCAUAAUUCGGGGAAUUCGAUUGGUAUAGAGGCGAUGAUUGAUUCGUGACAACUUUUAGUCUUGACUUAUGUAUCGAAUGUGGCUGUCGAGCGCUCUACAGGUAAAUACCUAGUCAAUAUUUCGCUAGGGAGGGAUGUUACCUAUACAUCCUUGCAGGGAGCCUCAGGAGAAGUUUCCCUGAGUCCAAAAAGGGAGCGAAUGGAAUAUGGAAAAGGAAAAAAAAAGAAAGAAAGAAAGAA